GCGUCUCCGCCCCCACCGGUCCCCGCCCCCCUUCUUUCUCUUCUGCAGCUCCACGUGCGUGUUGCGUGCGUCACGGUGACUCUCGCAGAUUUCAAGAGCAGCAGCAGCAAAGAAGAAGCUCCCUUCGGCACGGGACCGCACCUCUUCUUCUUUCUUUUCUAUUUAGACCCCACGUGAAAAUUCACACACACACACACACGCACGCGCAUACGCACGUACGCGAAUACGAUCUUCACUUCAGCACCCGCUUCCGGCACCCCACGAAGCAAGCAAACCAAGCGACCCCCUCCCCUCUUCAAAAAAGGAGAAAGAAAUGGCGCCUCGCACCGGCCCGCGUGUGAAGGUCGUCUCGCCCAACUCCGGCACCGUCACGACGCUCUCUCGCUCUAUCAGUACCUCCUCCGCCUACGGCAGUGCGCGCGUCUCGCCCACCACCUCACCCUCGUCCUUCUCUUCCACGGGGCGCCAGCAACGUCACUACGGUGGUGGGCAGCGGCGACCCGACGAGGCAGAGGUGAAGCCGCCUCUUCAGCGAUAUACGGCUGCUGCUGCUGCUGCCUCGGUCACUCCCCCUCCGCCGCCGCCGCAGGCGGGAGGUAGGGUACUGCGGGCCAUGGGCAUCAACACAACCGCCGCGCCGUCCUUGUCGAUGAGCAAGAAGAGUCGCGACGCACCCGCCAAUCGCACGUCGCCUCCUCUCCCCAGUUCUUAUCCAUCCGCAGCACCCGACCGCUCGCUUCACAACAGCAGCGGCGGCGGCGGCAGCGGUAUCUUUCCUCAACAUGCGGUCGACCGGGUAGACCAUCGCACACGGAAACGCAGCGAGGGCGAUCUGCCGAACUACUUUGCCGAGGUUGAGCGCCGCCACGCAAGCUACGCCCCCCCGUCGUCUCGCCCUCGUCCACCGCAACCGCCGUCUUUUGCUACCGCGACCUCCACGCAGGAGCGCACGCCACCGCCGCCGCCACCGCAGACGCGCCGUCGCCGCGACGCCGCCGAGGAGGUGGAGAACAUGGAGGCGAUUCGCCGGGCUCGGGCCGCGCUCGAACGUGCCGGAGACGGCGUGCUGCGCCGUCCUGCUCACAACAGCAGCAGCGAUGCUAGUGGCAGUGGUGGACACCUCAACACAUCAUCGACCUCCACGUUGAACGCGUCAUCGAACAAGUCGGCGUCGUCGCUGAUGGGCGGUAGCGUGUCCUCGUUGCCGCGGCGACGGCCUGCCUCUGCCUCACCUGGCGCCCCUGCGCAGUCCUCUGCGUCCCGUCGUGGCCUGCGGCUCCCGCCUUCCAUUCCUAUCACCUGCGCCGCCAGCGAAGGCGACGCAGAUACAGACACAGAGGGGCGCAGUGAGGCGAGUGUCUGCAGCAACGGCUCGUCCCGCAAGCGGGCGCGCUCGUGGGCGAAGGAGGGCAUUGAGAAUGCCGCCGCUCUGGCACGGCGACGCAACCGGGCUGCUGCUGCUGCUGCUGCUGCUGCAGCAACGACCAGUCAGAAUGUCAGCUCCCUCUCUUCUUCGUAUUACACCACUGACCUGUCCGUUAAGAAGGAGAGCGCCGAUGCGGUGUCAUCGUCGGCAGAGCGGCGUGUGUGUCCUGGCAUGUUCAGCGGAGUCAGCGCCCUUCCGCUGGACCCGCAGCUCUUUGCGGGGGCGGAGCACAACACGGGUGCUGACGCGGCGUCACUAUCCGCAUCGCAGAUGAGCAGAGCGGACACCGCGAGCGGCGAGCACCACCGCAGCAACGCGCGGCAGCCGCAACAGCGAUACUGCGUCCAACCUCGCUGGAGUCUUGUCGGCACCUUCAAGACGUCGCUGAGCGGGCUGGUCGCCGUCGACGUCCACCACGACUGCCUGCGCUGGUCUCAGCGCAACCCCAAAGGCGGUCAGCAGAGCAUUAAGGUGCCGCUGUCACACGUUUUGGAUGUGUUCACCACGCGUGUCGUGCAGGAGGACGAGCACGUCGCGGAGAAGAGCUUCACCGUUGUGGUGCGCACCUCCACGCGUCCUUCGCAGGUGGUGUUUGGGUUUGCCACCGCGACGGAGGCCAAUCACCUGCGCAGCCUCCUGAGGCGACAUUAA
Molecule: messenger RNA, 2077 nt
Organism: Leptomonas pyrrhocoris
Lineage: Eukaryota; Euglenozoa; Kinetoplastea; Trypanosomatida; Trypanosomatidae
Exons: 1
Coding region: 314-2077 (587 amino acids)
Source: RefSeq, a predicted model, not a curated record